AUGCCAUUACCACCGACGCCGCUGCCGGCCUUUCGAAAAACGAUCGGACAGGUCCUCCGCACGGGCCUGAACAGCAGCUUCGAAGCGACGGCGCCGCCGGCGGCCGCGCGCGCCGUGCGCCUCGACUGCCGCGGCGGCUUCGACGCGCCGACGGCGGGCCUCGCGCCCGGCGCCGUGCAGGCGAACCUCGUCGUCGUGCCGCGCGCCGCGGCCUUCGACUUUGCGCGCUUCUGCCUUUUGAACCCGCGGCCGUGCCCGCUGCUCGCGGUGAGCGACGACGGUUUCGCGCUCGGCGGCGACCUGCGGACGGACCUGCCGCGCUACCUCGUCUGGCGCGACGGCGCCGUCGCCGAGGAGCGGUCCGACGUCGCGGACCUCUGGACCGACGACAUGGUCGGCUUCCUGCUCGGCUGCUCGUUCUCCUGGGAGGGCCGCCUCGAGGCCGCGGGGCUGACGCCGCGCCACGUGGAACAACAAAGAAACGUGCCCAUGUACCGCACGGCCGUGCCCAACGCGCGCGCCGGGCCCUUCGGGGGGUCGCUCGUCGUGAGCAUGCGGCCCUACGCGGAGCGCGACGUCGCGGCCGUCGCCGCGGCGACGGCGCCGUUCCCCGCGGCGCACGGCGCGCCCGUGCACUGGGGCGACCCGGCCGACAUCGGCGUCGGCGACCUCGGCGCGCCGGACUUCGGCGACGCCGUCGAGGUGCGACCCGGCGACGUGCCCGUCUUCUGGGCCUGCGGCGUGACGCCGCAGACGGCGCUCGCGGCCGCGGGCCUGCCGCUCGCGGUGACGCACGCGCCCGGCCACAUGUUCGUCUGCGACCUGCGCGACGACGACCUAAGGGUUUAG
Messenger RNA from Aureococcus anophagefferens, 849 nucleotides. RefSeq lists its product as hypothetical. The record is from RefSeq and is a predicted model, not a curated record. Lineage: Eukaryota; Pelagophyceae; Pelagomonadales; Pelagomonadaceae. The coding region runs from base 1 to 849 and encodes 282 amino acids. Gene Ontology annotation, molecular function: D-glutamate cyclase activity. The transcript has a single exon. Gene Ontology annotation, biological process: glutamate metabolic process.